GUGCUCCGACGAGAAAAAGGCGGCUUACACUGAACAAGAUUAACUACACAUCAGACAAAUAGACACCUAAAAAUUAGUCGCAUUUUUCGACUUUCUCGUGUCGCAUUUAUUACCCAAUAUUUUUUUCGGUUGAUUGGCAGCCUCUCAUUCAGUGACAGGAAGCUUUCUGUAAGAAAAAAAUGUACAGCUGGCUUUAAAUUCAAUUUAUCCUCUCAGUUUGAGAAGCUAAAUUAGCUACCAGCAUCCCCGCCACCAAGUAUUUUAGCAGCAUUUCCCAUCACUGACAAGCAGCGAUGUAGAAGACAUGGUGAUAAAGAAAAAAACUCGUCUUCCUGUCAAUUCUUAACUCGUUUAACUGUGUCGGUCUUGCUGAUGUGAAUGCUGGUUCACUGUCAUGGUCCCAGUCCCAGCUUCCACCCUAAACCCUGAACACUAAACCCUCACGGACUUUACUGACAUCACCUGAUCAAUCACCUUUAUGAAAUGAAUUUCUUGCGCAACCGCCUUGUGGUUCUGGGCUUGGUGUUGUUAGCCACAUUACUGCUGUACCUGCUGCUGCCAUCCAUCCGCCAGGGCAGCAUGGAGCCGUCACUUGAAGCUCAAAGAAUAGGGCUGAUGGUGACUCCUCCUCCUCCAAUUCCAACCAUCAACGUGUCUAUUCGCACCGGUCAGCUGCCUGGGGACCCUCCACUGUUCUUUCGAGAAGCUUUACCUGUAGAUGCAGCUGGACGGCAGAUAUUACCAAGGCUGCAGGUGGUCCUCCUGCAUGGACAAGCCUUUACAUCUAAAACCUGGGAGGAACUCGGUACGAUGGCUCUUCUGGCAACUAAUGGAUAUCAAGCCUUAGCCAUGGACCUGCCAGGAUAUGGCAAAUCACCAAACUCUGAGGCUCUGAAGACUGACCAGAAUCGGGUGGACCUGCUAUCAAGGUUCAUGGAGUCUUUGGGUGUCAGAGCAGCAGUACUUUUAAGCCCCUCAAUGAGUGGGCAUUACUCCAUCCCCUUCCUCAUGAAGAACAGCGCUCAGCUGCACGGCUUUAUUCCUAUCGCACCAGUGGGUACCAAGAGUUACUCUCCACAGCAAUACCAAAACAUUCAGACUCCCACUCUGAUAGUGUUUGGAGCCCUGGACACAAAUUUGGGAGCCCAGUCCCAGAAGAGCCUCUUACAACUUCCAAAUCGCUCCGUGCUAAAGCUAGAAGGAGCUCGACAUGCUUGCUACAUGGACAAACCCAGAGAAUUUCACCAAGGAUUGAUCGAAUUCCUCAGCACGCUGAAGAGAGACGUGUAGCAAGGAACUGAAGGUACAGGGAUGAUAACAAAAGAGAGGCAAGGAAAAAAGAAAGAAGAAGACUUAGCUUCUAAUCGAUGUUUUAGUGUGACGACAGCUUUGCUAAAAGGUACUAAGAUCAGCAUUAUUCUCAUAUUGUCAUCACCUGGAAAAAAAAAAUCUUUGGCACAGCAGUAGCUGUUUAAACUAACAUGUAAAAUCUUACACUUAACGGUAAAAAUCAGAUGCUGCCAUCAUGGAUGUUAUUUUCUGUAUUUCAUAGUGUCACCUAAAAUACCAGACUAGUUCAUCUCAGCUUGUUGUAAAAAACAAAAUAGCAUCAGACUUGUAUAGUGAUGAGUCUUGUUUCAUGUGUUUCAUGUCCCUCAUUGCAUGUUUUAACAUGGAAUGUAUUGUUGCCAUUUUUGUAGGUGACAUUUAGGUAACUGUAAAUAUGCCGAUGUAGCAGUUGCCUGUAUUUAAUAGCUUCUGUUAGCUUCAUAUUUCACAGUCCUGUAUAUUAAGAUCUGGUAACAAUUCCAACUUCUAACAAAAAUUUGCUGUGUUCCACAAAAGCAAACAGAAUUGAUACAUACUGUAUUAAAAAAUGUAUAAAAGAUUAUGGACCGUAUGAAAACUACUUAAAACAAGCCACAUGUAUUUAUAUAGUGCUGAUAAAGUUAUACGUAAUAUAUUUGCAAUAAGUUUGGACAAUCAUGAAAAAACUUAAAGAUAUGUGCAUUGCUUAAAAUAAAA
Messenger RNA from Acanthochromis polyacanthus (spiny chromis), 2025 nucleotides. It is a transcript of the gene abhd14a, whose product is annotated as abhydrolase domain containing 14A. The transcript has 6 exons. Lineage: Eukaryota; Metazoa; Chordata; Actinopteri; Pomacentridae. The coding region runs from base 484 to 1290 and encodes 268 amino acids. Gene Ontology annotation, cellular component: cytoplasm. The record is from RefSeq and is a predicted model, not a curated record.